CUGUGUUAUUCUCACACCCGCGAGAACCGGUGUAGUUAAGAAAUUCUUCAUGCACAUUAUUCAUCAUAUUUUUAGAGGCAUUAGAAGCGAUACAAACAUCAGAAAUACAGACAUAGGCCAUGGCAGUGAGAGUGUCCCGUAUAGUAUUGUUACGAGGUGGUGGUGGUUGUUGAUGUCGGGAAGACUUGACACACGUAGCAUGACUCGUCAGUAUGCUGUCGAGCUGUCCAAUUCGUGAACUGCCAGAAGGUAUUAUCGUGUGGAGGAUGAGCUUGGACGGGAAUCCCUGUCCCAAGCGUGAUGAGCAGUAGUAGAAGUAGAACAGCCAUACUGGUCACUGGCUGUGUUUCCUGAUUCCAGUAGAGGUUGUCUUUCUGUCCCCAACGGAUUCCUCGAGCACCGUUUGCACCGUGGCAGAUGUCCGAACAGGCGGCACAGGAGAAUCUGCGGGGUCACCACGCCGUCUCGCUCAAUGAUGUCAGCCUUUCGCAGAGAGAUGUGUGUCGUCACCUGGAGCUCACCGACAGCCCCCUCUUUGUAGGUCAGCCGAUCCUUCUAUUUGGAUGCUGGGAAGAGGAAACCCCUGAAAAGGUCGUCAGCUCUUGCCUCAAAUUUCUGAAACACAAACACUGUUUAGACAGACUUUUUACUUAUGAUUCUUCUUUCCAACCCGUGCCUGGUUUUAGAUGGGAGGCGUGGAUCCACUGUGGAAAAAGAUCAGUUAAGACAGCAGUGCGAGUCACAGCGACUAUUUCUGCAGGUCCACUAUACGGGGUCUCACCCAAAGGCGUGCCUAAUUUUUCCAAAUUUCUGACCAAGACACGAUCUCCCACCUUAAAAGGAAUGAUGCAGUGUCUCCCGUUCCGGCGUCCUCCACGCCAGCCAGCUCGCCACCACUACUCGUGUGCCCACCUUGACCCAGAUCCUGCUGGCAUAGCCUACCACUUUUACAAUGCAUCCAAACGUCCCCCACUUCGCCUGCUGUUUUUCGUGCCGAUGGCUGGCUCUGGAAGUAGACCUGUCUGCUUAUCGCUGGUGGCUGCAUCUUAAAUUAGACAGAGAGCCACAACGAACCUGGAGGUCAUACCCGCCCCAAUCCUCACGGGACCAGUGGAUCACUCUUCAGGAGGAUGCACGCCCCAUCCCACUGAUUCUUUCACACGGCGCCAUCGUGCUUGAGGAAGCGUCAUGGAUAGCUUGGCAUCAACCAGAUGAACUCCGCCGGUGCAUGUCGGUGGCGUCGCUUUAUGGGCCAAAGACAAGACACGCAUACCUUAUAUCAAGCAAUAUUCAACAAAGCACAGUUCGACAAGAUUAUACCCUGUUCUUUUGCGAAUACCCAAUUUGGACUACCCACACCAGAGGUGCGAGGGAAAGUCUAGCAUGCCUCCCACCACAACCUGCUUGGCUGCAUCCGAUCCUACGGAAGAACGGUUACUCAGAGGUGGUGGCCAUUCUGCCAAAAACAUAUUAUGCCCAGACAUUCUCAGACAUUUGGCUAAAAAGUAAAAUAAAAAAAAACAUAAAAAGUAAAUACCAGAUUAAGGCCCCCUUGCCACGGUGGAUGUACUCAUCACACCACAACCACUAUUGGUGGUGGCCGUAGUCGGACGUUCUUAAGUCUCCUAAUGACCUGAGUGCAAUUAUGACUGUACUGUAUAUACGUCUGAACAGAGAAUUACUGGGGGGUCCUGGUCCUGUUUUGUUUGUGUAUGUUGUUUGUUUUGCGUGUGUGCGUCCCUCUGUGCGUGUUGUGUGCAGGGCUAUGCUGUAACUGCCUCCACGACGAACCCCUGACCAUCAUCCCUGGACAUGUGGGCGACUGGAACUCACCCCUAGAGGCAUCGCCUGUAGGGUCGAUAACACCGCACCCCAUGAUUGCUGCUACACAUGCCUCCAGCUGGCCGUGGACACUGACGUGUCUGAGUACAUAUGGGAGGGCUUUGAUCUGGGUGAUGCGCCACGUCGCACAUGGUUGACGUACCCACGGCCGCCAACACCUGACACAUGGUACACCCUGCUGGAAGAUUCACGCCACGUGCCGCUCAUCCUGGACAACGCGGACCUGUUUCUCCCAGAGGGAUAAUGGAUCCACGUGUAUCGCAUGAUGGAAUAUAUCCUUGACAAAGGCUUUCUAUUACAAGUACACAGUUACGAAGUACGCCGGUCCUUUUGCGUUGCCUCCACCUAUAGACAUCGACACAAACACGCUCACAUUUUCUCCCCUCACAUACUGCAGACUACUACACGCCAAUAUUGUACUCUGUUCUUUUGUGGGUAUCAGCUCUGGACAUCCCACACCAAAACUGUACGACAGGGACUACCGGUCACGAUCGGAACGCCCAAGUUUAUGUACUCAUGGAGGGGGCCCACCUUGCAGAGGGGGGGCUAUUCAGAUGCAGUUGCUGACACAGCCAAGGACUGUUGGGCCGAUCGCUCUCGAGACAUUUGGAGGGCCCUACUCAGGGGCUGACACGUAAGGAUCCCGCUACCGCUGUGGAUUCGGUCAGUGCAUCCGAACCAUCAUUGGUGGUAGUAAGAACAAUACCUCCUGCCACCCACUCAUGAAAUACUUGUCGGGACAUGUACUUUGAGUUUACUUACUGCACAGAUGGUGUUCCUGGUGGUGCCAACUGCACUGUCGCGCUAUACAUGGGCGGAGUGAGAAUUUUCCUUCACAUUGGACUCCAGAGGGUUUUUCGCUCACUCCUGGUUCACCCAUUUGAGGAUGAGCUUGGGUUUAUAUCCCUUCUUUCAUGUUUGUUUUUGUUAGGGGGAGUGAUGUUGUUUGUUUUUGUUAGGGGGAGUGAUGUUGUUAGGGGAGUGAUGUUGUUUGUUUUUGUUAGGGGGAGUGAUGUUGUUUGUUUUUGUUAGGGGGAGUGUUGGUGGUGUUUGUGUUACU
Messenger RNA from Tachysurus fulvidraco (yellow catfish), 2902 nucleotides. RefSeq lists its product as uncharacterized. Bases 418 to 1050 code for a protein of 210 amino acids. Lineage: Eukaryota; Metazoa; Chordata; Actinopteri; Siluriformes; Bagridae. The record is from RefSeq and is a predicted model, not a curated record. The transcript has 2 exons.